This is a messenger RNA of Vigna umbellata (rice bean), 1416 nucleotides long. The record is from RefSeq and is a predicted model, not a curated record. Lineage: Eukaryota; Viridiplantae; Streptophyta; Magnoliopsida; Fabales; Fabaceae.
UUCAAAAGUCCAGAAAUAAAGUAUAGGAACAACAAACCCUGAGUUUCUAAGAUUUCUGGAAAUUUCUUUAUUGAAGAAGAGAAACUCACUCUUUUAAGCAGCAGCCCACACAGACACUAUCAAAAACAUCUCAUUCAAUCGUUGUUUAUCUCACAACAGAGACAACCUCAAUCAACACCCGAAAAGGUAAAAAAGCAAAAAGUUGCCGCCACCAUAACUCGGAAGAAAAAACAAAAGAAAUACAAUUUCUUUCUUUCUUUCUUUGUUACUUGCUUUCUUUGUUACUCUGGAGAAUCACCGGUUUUGCUUUGUCCACCACAUGCCCAGCACAAAAACCCUAACCCCAGAUCACUCACCCUAUCACAAUCUCCCUUUAUUAAACAAAUCAAAAUCCCAAACUCUCUCCUCUGUUUCUUCCCCUUUUCCCACUAACCCCACUCUCUCCACAUUUCUCUCUCUACAUUUCCAACAGUGCUAUCUGUCGCCUUCAAUUGCGACUUUCUACCACUAACCCAACUCUCAUUUCUUUCUCUCUCAUAUAAAAAUUAGGGCUUUUCCAAAUGAAUCAAAUUGCUGGGACAAAGGACCCAGAGGCCGAGCCUGUCGCUCAGUCUCUGCCCCAACCCCAAGACACACCCAAGCCUCCCGACAAAACUGAUUCCUCCGCCGUGGUCGUCGCUGCCACCACCACCACCGAAGAGCAAGAGGUUGGACCAGAGGAAAAACGACCGGUCCCCAUGGAGGAGGAUUCGCUCAACCCCGCCACCGUUUUCUCCAUCAGGCUUAAGCAACCUAGGUCCAAUUUGCUGCAUAAGAUGAGCGUUCCUGAACUGUGUCGCAAUUUUAGUGCUGUUUCCUGGUGUGGAAAACUUAAUGCUAUAGCUUGUGCAGCAGAAACGUGUGCAAGAAUUCCAAGUUCAACGACUAAUCCACCAUUUUGGAUCCCUAUACAUAUUGUGAUCCCAGAGAGGCCGACUGAAUGUGCAGUGUUCAAUGUCAUAGCAGGUAUUUUGAUGUCAUUGCUUCAUUUGGUAACCUUGGAUCCUUCAGCUUUGCCACAUGAUGUAUCUAAUGCCAAAGCAGCCUGAGCAACUGUGAAGUCUUAGACUGGUGAAUUUUUGAAGUUCUUGUGCGUUCCUAGCAUAUAGCUUAUACUAUACAAGGCUAUCCAGCACUAUUAUUUGGCGUCAACUAAUAGUAACACAAUUUUUAUUUAUUUUAUACAGUUUGAGUUAAGAUCGUCACGUUUACCUCUCGUAAUUUUUAGUUAUUGUAGCACUUUAAUAAGUGAAAUUAAACCAGUAACGGGAGAUCCUUGAUCUGGAUAAUCUUUUCAAAAUCACUUUUUUUGACAUUUAAUCACUCUUUUUUAAUUUUCUCGCCGUUGUAAUAGUUAUUAAUGGUUAGUCUAUGAAA